Balaenoptera acutorostrata (minke whale) is the source of this 3337-nucleotide messenger RNA. Its product is annotated as flavin-containing monooxygenase 3. The transcript is spliced from 9 exons. Lineage: Eukaryota; Metazoa; Chordata; Mammalia; Artiodactyla; Balaenopteridae. The record is from RefSeq and is a predicted model, not a curated record. Gene Ontology annotation, molecular function: flavin adenine dinucleotide binding; N,N-dimethylaniline monooxygenase activity; NADP binding. Bases 222 to 1820 code for a protein of 532 amino acids.
UCCUCCCAUUUUGCAAUAAUCCCCCCUAGAGUGUUGGUUCAGGGAAGCAUUUUUUCUUUCAAACUGCCCAAAUAUCUUGGACAAGACUUAAACCUUCAGAAGAACAGAAGAUAAAGAAAAGUUUCUUAUUAAGCCAAAAAGUGAUACCAAAAAAAAUCCAAAAAUGAGUCUUCAGCAAUACUGUUGCUGGAAAUGUUCCCUGGGCCUUUGCACAGGCAACCAUGGUGAAGAAAGUGGCCAUCAUUGGAGCUGGCAUCAGUGGCUUGGCAUCCAUCAGGAGCUGCCUGGAAGAGGGGCUGGAGCCCACCUGCUUUGAGAAGGGCGAAGACAUCGGGGGCCUGUGGAAAUUCUCGGACCAUGCCGAGGAAGGCAGGGCCAGCAUUUAUCGGUCAGUCUUUACCAACUCUUCCAAAGAGAUGACAUGUUUUCCAGACUUCCCUUUUCCUGAUGACUUUCCCAACUUUAUGCAUAACAGUAAGCUCCAGGAAUACAUCACUGCGUUUGCCAAAGAAAAGAACCUCCUGAGAUACAUUCAACUUAAGACACUUGUAUCCAGUGUAAGUAAACGUCCUGAUUUCUCAGUCACUGGCCAAUGGGACGUUACCACUGAAAAGGAUGGUAAAAAAGAAUCAGCUGUCUUUGAUGCUGUAAUGAUUUGUUCUGGACAUCAUGUGUACCCCAACCUACCAAAAGAGUCCUUUCCAGGUCUACAACUUUUUAAAGGCAAAUGCUUGCACAGCUGGGACUAUAAAGAACCAGGAAUAUUCAAGGGGAAGCGAGUCCUGGUGAUUGGCCUGGGAAAUUCAGGCUGUGAUAUUGCCUCAGAACUCAGCCACACAGCUGAACAGGUCAUCGUCAGCUCCAGAAGUGGCUCCUGGGUGAUGAGCCGGGUCUGGCAUGGUGGCUAUCCAUGGGACAUGAUGUUUAUCACUCGAUUUGAAACCUUCCUCAAGAACAACUUACCAACAGUCAUCUCUGACUGGUGGUACGUGAAGCAAAUGAAUGCAAGAUUCAAGCAUGAGAACUAUGGCUUGAUGCCUUUAAAUGGCACCCUGAGGAAAGAGCCCGUGUUCAAUGAUGAGCUCCCGGCUCGCAUUCUAUGUGGCACUGUGACUGUUAAGCCAAAUGUGAAGGAGUUUACAGAGACUUCGGCCAUUUUUGAGGAUGGGACAGUGUUUGAGGCCAUUGACUGUGUCAUCUUUGCAACAGGCUACAGUUAUGCCUACCCCUUCCUUGAUGACUCCAUCAUUAAGAGCAGAGACAACGAGGUCACCUUAUUUAAAGGCAUCUUCCCGCCUCCACUGGAGAAGCCAACCAUGGCAGUGAUCGGCCUUGUCCAGUCCCUUGGAGCUGUCAUCCCCACAACUGACUUGCAGUCUCGCUGGGCAGUGCAAGUAAUAAAGGGAACUUGCACUUUGCCUUCUGUCAAGGACAUGAUGAAUGAUAUUGAUGAAAAAAUGGGGAAAAAGCUCAAAUGGUUUGGCAAAAGCGAUACCAUACAGACGGAUUAUAUCGUUUAUAUGGAUGAACUUGCCUCCUUCAUUGGGGCAAAGCCCAACAUCCCAUGGCUGUUUCUCACAGAUCCAAAGUUGGCCUUGGAGGUUUACUUUGGCCCUUGCAGCUCAUAUCAGUUUAGGCUGGUGGGCCCGGGGAAGUGGCCAGGAGCCAGAAAUGCCAUCCUGACCCAGUGGGACCGGAUAUUGAAACCCACGACGACAAGAAUUGUUGGGAGUCCUCUGAAGCCUUGCUUAUUUUGCAGUUGGUUCAGGCCCGUUCUUAUUUCUGUUCUGUCAAUUGCUGCUUUCCUUGUGUUGUUCUAAUCAUCAUUCCAUCUAGGAUUCUGAAAGUAACUAACACUACCUGGGAAGAAACUUUGCUAUUUAAAAAUUAGGAAUUUCACACCUCCUACUUUCCUAUUUAGCAGGCAUUAGUCAGUAAGACAGUACUAUUUCUAGGCUUUUAAAUAAGCUCCUGUAAGAAUCAUGUCAUGAUCUGAAGAGCAUUAAUCAAUUCUCUUCAGGUUCCACUAACAUUUCAUAAUUCCACAACAUUUCCAUAACAUUUCAUAAUUAGAUAUAUGCUCUUUAUCUCUAACCUAAAUCAUCUCCUGAAACAUUUGACAUGAUUCCUUUUCUCCUUAAACAAUGUUUGAAAUAUGUAUUUCAAAUCUAAACAAAGAGCAGAUUAAGCAGAGUAGUUGCAAUAUGAUAGUCCCAGCCUACUUCUACAAACUAUUUUCAGGAUCAAGGGGAGAAUUUGGCUAUUAUAUUCUAUUUCUGUCCUCCAAGUGAUUCCUCCUCUCCCCUGGCCAAGAAACAUAGCAUGGAGACCCCAUUUAUAAUGAAAGUUAGCAAGAAGUAACUCAUUUUAUUUAGAUUCUCAAUAAGGAACCAACUUUCCAACAUGUAGCAGCAAAAUAAUGACAACAAUAACAAUAAUAAUGAGUAGAGCACCAAAUAUACCUUUUAACUGAAUGGACAGUCUUUUAAAAAAUUAAAUAUUUAGCCAAAGCUAUGACCCAAGCCUAAUAAAACCUGAUAUAAAUCAUAUAGAAUUAUAUACCCUUAUAGAAUGGGGUGCCAGAAUAAAUCUAAAAUUUUAUCUUUUAAAGUAUUAUUACAUGUUACAAUUAAAUUUUGAUAGUUACAGAUUUUCACGUUUGACAUUAUGGAGCAGAUAAAAUAAUCUGUCAGCAUCACCAGCCACCAGAGGGCUCUGCAUGUUGUGAAACUCCAUAUUUCUCACUACACCUUCAUUUCUUUUUUUUUUUUUUUCCAAACAAACUUUAUUAAAAUAAAAAUCUUGUGCUAUACUUGGUUAUAAAGGGACAGUCACAAAUUUGGGGGGAAAUACCAUUUUAUCUUUCUUAUUCAUUAUUCCUUUCUCUAUUAUGCUUCUUUAGAUGAAAUACUCCUUACAAAAUCCUGGAAUCCAUACUCCUUAUAAAAUACUCCUUACAAAAUUUCUAACUGAAGCCAUUAAAGCAACAAGAGGAGGAGGAGAUCACAUUUUUCUCUAACACUUUCUUCUUUUCUUUUUUUUUUUUAAAUUCUCUUGAUAUUUUAAUCUUUGGAGCUAAGAUUUAUUAUGGAUGUUGUACACAACUUUAAAUCGCUCCCUUUUCCUAAUUGUUUAAGGUAGCAAAAUAAUAUUCUGCUUUUAAGGUCUUCUCACAAGAUAUGAAGUAUUCCCAAAUAUUCCCAAGUGAAACAGAAUUUUUCUUGAAACUCUGUGGCCUAAAUGGAAUCAAGUAAACAAAUUAAAUACAGCACAUAAACUUUAUUUUGUUUCAUGUUAUAAAUGCUAGUAUGCAAAAUAAAUUGAAGAUUAAAAUUGA